UUGACACUUUCUCGAAUGAACUGAGAAGUUUUAUUCACGAUCGAUGUCGCCUAUCUGCUCGAGGGCGCGCGAGCGAAAUCGAGCUUACCUCGUGCGAUUGGUGAUUGGUGUCUGCGGUCGGUGAUGUGUCUGAUCGUGAGAAAUGAGCCAGUUUUCCGUCGUGACUAUUCGGGGCUCAGAGCAUGAUCAGCGCGGCAGUAGCUGGGGGGAGUUUCUCCGUAGGAAAGCAGGAAUUAGGCAAGCGAAAUUGAGGAGGUAGUUCAUGGAUGUAAAUGUGGAAGCAGGGAUUGCUCUGUUUUCAAGGGAUAGCUUCGUUACGUUGCUGUUUCAAGAUUUGUCUGCAGAGCUUGUCGUAAACAAGAGAAAUUUCGGUUGCACUCCAGGCUUCAGCGUUUAGGCAAUGUGAGCCAUUGUACGUCCGCGUUCUGAAGGUUCACUGCCAGAGUGUUCUCAAGAGGAUGAUGGUUGGAGAAGCUGCCAAGUUCGAGCAAGUUUCGGCAGAGAUCUUGCCAGCCACUUGAGCUGUGGUUUAGAUGGACUCGCCACUCCCUUUUACAAAUGGGAAGGGCUCCUUAUAUUGUUGGUAUUUGAGAACCACUGGAGAGCUCUGUAUGUCAGUUCCUUCUCCACGGAUUAGAUGGCACCAACCUUGCCAAAAGGACACUGGUAACUCUGAUGUUCGGAACUUUAAUGGCUUGAAAUUGCAAAUUGGAGAGAGUUCAUCAGACGUGCCACAACAGCAAUCAAGUGUACGUGCAGUGCUGUGGCUUGAAAUCUUCAAUGGCCAAUCGACUGAAACUUAAGAGCUGUGGCAAUCCUACCUCCAGAGCCCUCAGUAGACACCGCUUUUAAAGACCCAGAAUAUAGCGCUCAGGAGCUGGACAAACCUUGAACUGACGAUCAGGACCAAGAUGCGUGAUACUCUCGCAACUUUCAUCCUCAUCGCUAUACACUCCAAUUUUGGAGAAAAGAGUGCACUUACCUCCAAGGCCAUGUCCAUCGUUGUUUUAUUCAACCGACUAAUCCAUCCGUAGUGAUAGAAAAACCCCUACACUGAAAUCAACAAGUCAAAUGGGUCUGUCCAAGGCUGCCGCAUAAUAUCUUCAUAGAGGUGAAUCCAAGUCUGAGGAUACUCCGGGUAUGUAAGAUGCCAAUUCUUUAGCGGCCAGGGCUUUGUGACAAGACCGUCUGUCCAGUACCUCUGGUAGCUCGACUUCAUCUCCAGCUUCACAGCUUGCUCACCAAAAAGAGGCCACUAUCUGCCCAGAAGUGCAAUAUAGUCUCACCAGAUGCGCUCGCGCUGCAAAACCAAGUGAUGUCCAAACGCUGUCAAUCGAAUCUGAAGACUGUCAAGGAACAAAAUGUCCCCCUUCAGACUUUCACGUAGUCAGCUCCAAAUCAGCUUCUUAGAGACAAUUGUUCAGGUGAGCCUGCUUCAGUUCUUCAUGAGUCCAUAUUCAAGAUCAGUCUGCAAAGGAUGCCAUAAUGCAGAUGUGAAUAGCUUGACUAGAUGCUCGAGAUCAUGGUAAC
Molecule: messenger RNA, 1530 nt
Organism: Marchantia polymorpha subsp. ruderalis
Lineage: Eukaryota; Viridiplantae; Streptophyta; Marchantiopsida; Marchantiales; Marchantiaceae
Source: the annotation of a GenBank genome assembly